Messenger RNA from Saccharomycopsis crataegensis, 654 nucleotides. It is a transcript of the gene VPS60, whose product is annotated as Vps60p. The transcript has a single exon. Gene Ontology annotation, biological process: vesicle budding from membrane; late endosome to vacuole transport via multivesicular body sorting pathway. Gene Ontology annotation, cellular component: multivesicular body. The record is from RefSeq and is a predicted model, not a curated record. NCBI's taxonomy places the organism in Eukaryota, Fungi, Ascomycota, Saccharomycetes, Ascoideales, Saccharomycopsidaceae. Bases 1 to 654 code for a protein of 217 amino acids.
AUGAACAGACUUUUUGGUUCCAAGGCAGCCAAGCCAAAGGCGACUCUAAAUGAUGCGCUCGGUAGCAUAGAUGACAGAGUGUCGUCGCUCGAUAUAAAGUUAUCGAAGAUCAAUGCUGAAUUGGUGACAUAUCAACAAAAGUUAUCACGAAUGAGAGAAGGCCCCGGCAAACAAAACCUCAAGCAAAAAGCCAUGAAGUUAUUGAGACAAAAGAGACAAAUUGAGCAACAAAAAGAUCAAUUGGAAAAUCAAUCGUGGAACAUAUCCCAAGCGCAAAUGACUGCAGAAAACUUGAAGAAUACCAUGGUGACCGUUGACACUUUGAAACAAACAAAUAAGGAAUUAAAGAAGACUUAUGGUAAGAUAGACGUCGAUAAGAUCGAAGACUUGCAAGAAGAGAUGCUUGAUUUGAUUGAAAAGGGUAACGAGAUACAAGAAACUUUGGGUAGCUCUUACAGCUUGCCUGAUGAUGUUAGCGAAUCGGAAUUGGAUGCCGAAUUAGAAGCUCUAGGUGAUGAGGUUCAAUAUGAACAGAAAAAUGGGUUAGAUUUGCCAAGCUACCUUCCGGCUGAAACUAAUACUAUUCCAAAAUUUAUUGAUGAGGAAGCCGAACAAAAGGAACCUGUCAACGCCGAUAAGGUGACAGCUUCUUGA